AUGCAGAGCCUGUGCAUAGACCAAGAGGCAGUCAUUCGACCGAACAAGGGCAUAUUGCAUGGUAUAAAAUCAGGAAAGAUUGUCAGCUGCUACACUAUUAAUGUUUUCUUCUUUGUCUCUAUAGGUCAUCCCAGAUCAAGCCAUACGACGCAUUUCAUAGAACAAUUCAAUCAGUCUCAAGUGUCAGAAUUAAUUUUGCUGGAAUUGGUCAGCUCCCAAGAGAUACAGUUUCUUCUCUUUGCACUCUUCUCAGUUACCUAUGUGAUCACUAUUUUGGGAAACCUUCUCAUUGUGGUCACAGUGUUUUAUACCCCAAACCUGAACUCCCCUAUGUACUUUCUCCUUAGAAACCUCUCCUUUGUAGACAUGACUCUUGCUUCUUUUGCCACCCCUAAGAUAAUUUUGAACUUGGUAAGAAAGCAUAAGACCAUUUCCUUUGCUGGAUGUUUCACUCAGAUCUUUCUCCUUCACUUCCUGGGUGGGGUUGAAAUGGUACUGUUGGUCUCCAUGUCGUAUGACAGAUAUGUGGCCAUUUGUAAGCCCCUACACUACACAACCAUUAUGAACAAGAGGGUGUGCGUCUUGCUAGUAGUGACCUCAUGGUUCUCAGGCCUCCUUCACUCUGGGCUUCAGGUACCACUUGUGAAUUUGCCUUUCUGUGGUCCCAAUGUGGUAGACAGCAUUUUCUGUGAUCUGCCUCUGGUUACUAAACUUGCCUGCAUAGAUACCUAUGUUGUACAGAUAGUCAUUGUUGCCAACAGUGGAAUGAUCUCCCUGAGCUGUUUCUUUAUUUUGCUUAUCUCCUACAGUCUGAUCCUCAUUACCAUUAGGAGCCACUCUUCUAUUGGGCAGUCCAAAGCCCGUUCCACACUGACUGCCCACAUCACAAUGGUGAUUCUCUUCUUUGGCCCAUGCAUCUUUAUAUACACCUGGCCUUUCAGCAACCACUCUGUGGAUAAGUUCCUUGCUGUGUUUUAUACCAUUGUCACCCCCAUCUUGAAUCCAAUUAUCUACGCUCUGAGAAACAAAGAAAUGAAGGCUGCCAUGAAGAAACUCUGGAGUUCUUUUGUGAGUUCUAGACAGGAUACUUAGGAUAAAAAUAUAAUUUAGACAGAAACAGAAUAUUUUAAAAGCUUUUAAAGAUUUCUUAUAAACUUCAGGUUAUUGGAUCCAUGUAGAGUAAGCCAAGUACAAUAUAAUAUAGCAAGAUCUUAAAAACCAGCCAUUUAAGGAUAUUUUGAACAUAGUACUAAUUAAAAAUACAUAACUUUUUUUUGGAUUUUUAAAAUGAUAUUGACUGAGUUAUAAAAAUCAUCAACCAGAUGCUCACUUGUCCUUCAGAAAAGCUAGUAAAGAUUUGAUCUAUCAAGGCAUUAAAAUGACAUUGGUUGAA
Messenger RNA from Loxodonta africana (African savanna elephant), 1393 nucleotides. RefSeq names its product olfactory receptor 4K17-like. Lineage: Eukaryota; Metazoa; Chordata; Mammalia; Proboscidea; Elephantidae. The transcript has 2 exons. Gene Ontology annotation, cellular component: plasma membrane. Gene Ontology annotation, molecular function: olfactory receptor activity; G protein-coupled receptor activity. Gene Ontology annotation, biological process: G protein-coupled receptor signaling pathway. The record is from RefSeq and is a predicted model, not a curated record. Bases 1 to 1092 code for a protein of 363 amino acids.